AUGGCAGCCAACUUUUGGACCUCGUCUCAUGCCACACAUUGGAUCUUGGAUCGGAGGCGUCUUGAGGAGGCCAUGAGGGAAGAUCUCGAGUACGUGGAUAUCGCAACUCUGACCAAGAUCAAGAUGUGGUACUACAACAUCAUUGGAAAGAUCGGAAAGCGAUUACAGUUUCGCCAGCAGGUCAUUGCCACAGCCAUCGUCUACUUCAAGCGGUUUUAUACAAAGAACAGCAUGCGGUCAACAGAUCCAUCUCUCGUCGCAGCGACGUGUAUAUACCUCGCGUGCAAGAUUGAGGAAUGUCCGCAGCACAUCAAACAUAUUAUCACGGAAAUGAAGCACGCCCUCGCAAAUCACGGAGGAUUCGACUACGAUACAUUCAAGGUCGCAGAAUUUGAGUUUUAUCUCCUAGAAGAACUCGAGUUCUACCUGACCGUAUACCAUCCUUACAGGGACUUGACACUCAUCGCCAAGGAGCUGAAGCUGGAGGAAUCAAACCUUCAAACCGCAUGGUUCGUAAUAAACGAUUCAUACAGAACAGACGUGUGUCUUCUCUAUGCGCCCCACAUGAUCGCUCUCGCAGCCCUCUAUAUCAUCUGCGUCGUCCACGCAGAGCGCUACACGGACAGCAAUAAUAACAAUAACAACAGCAACAAGAAUGCCCUCAGCGACGACAGCAGUAGCAGUGGCGGUAUCAUCUCUCAUACACACAGCAACGUGCAUCUACAUUCUCAACUUCACAACAUGGCCACCAAAAAGGGACACCACCAUAAUACAUCCCAUGUAGAAGGACACGGUAUCAAUAACAGGAAUAUGGUCCAGUGGUUUGCCGAUCUCAAUGUUGAGGUUGAAGAGAUCAUAGAGAUUACUCAGGAGAUGCUGUCGUUAUACGCGAUUUGGAAAGAUUAUAAUGAGGAGAGUGUACCAGCCAUGAUCCACACGCUUAAGCGACCUAGUCGACCAGCAACACCUCACCAACAGCAGCAACAGCACCAGUCAACAGCACAACAAUCACAGCAGCAACAACAACAACAUCAACAACAACAACAACAGCAGCAGCAGCAGCAGCAACCUCAGCCGGUUGCCUGA
Molecule: messenger RNA, 1086 nt
Organism: Gamsiella multidivaricata
Lineage: Eukaryota; Fungi; Mortierellomycota; Mortierellomycetes; Mortierellales; Mortierellaceae
Product: cyclin-like protein
Exons: 7
Coding region: 1-1086 (361 amino acids)
Biological process (GO): positive regulation of transcription by RNA polymerase II
Cellular component (GO): nucleus; mediator complex
Molecular function (GO): cyclin-dependent protein serine/threonine kinase regulator activity
Source: RefSeq, a predicted model, not a curated record